UUCGAUCUUGCUUGCCGAAAAUGAAGCAGGGGAGGAAAGGAAUCGCCUGAAGUGCGGGGGUCGCCGGGGAGUCGAAAAAGGGAAAGCGACAGAACCUCCGACUUCCCGUAAAAGCACCUGUGCGGUCGGUCGUGCGCGAGGGGGUGGGGGGGGGGGGGGCUGCUCCCUCGUUAGGAGACCCCGAGGAAACCCCCGGAGCACGAGCGCGAUCGCCUCUCGUUCCUGCGGCAAAAGGAGAACGCGUCUCGAUCGAUCAAUCGUAAAGAGGCCCCGCGGCCGCGGUCUCCGGCGGCGAUGGACUCCGCCGCCGACGCUGCCGGCGAGGUGUUCGACGGAAGGCCCCAAGAGAAGAGCCCAAGAUUUGACGCGGGGUGCGAACACCCGCCGGAGUCGUUGUGGGCGGGCCUUCAGCCGGACGCCCUGGGCGUCGUGCUCCGCCUCCUGCCCUGCAGCGCCGACCGCGCGAGGGUGCGGUCCGUGUGCCGCCACUGGCGCGCCGCCGCACGCGGCCACGGCGUGCCCCCACCGCUGCCCCUGCUGGUGCUCCCCAAGUUCAGGUUCUCGUGCUUGUCCCCCGGUGGCGCAUUGAUAUCCGCGCGGUGCGCCUGGAUGCCACAGGAGGUGUCGGACGAUCAUGCCCGUUGCCUGGGAUCUUCUGAUGGGUGGCUCGUGGGCGUGAGACAGGCUGAUGACGAGUGCUUCUUGGUGAAUGCCUUCUCCCACGAGGUGGUCCAUCUACCGCGCCUGAGUGCUUCCGAUUACAGUUGUUCCAUCUGCUCACUCCGCAGAGUGGUACUAUCUGCUUCACCUGAGUCAGGAUCCAAGUGCAUUGUGGCUGCUUUCGCCUUCCGCGGGUCUAAACCUGAACUUGCGCUCUGGAAACCUGGGAUGACGUCAUGGCAUGUUUGCCAAGAUGCUUUGAUUGCUGGGCACAUUGAUAUCGCCUUCUAUCAAGGGAAACUGUAUAUGGUCUGGAGGUUCACACCAUGCCUCUUCGCUCUUGAACUUGGGGAGGAUGAGCAUGGGGUCAAUGUCUCUCUUGUUAAGGAUUGUUUGAUUGAAAGGCUUCUCCCUAACCCUCUCGAGCGCAAUGGUGUAUUGAGUUGCAACAUAGUGGUGUGGCGUGGAAAGCUUUUAUUGAUCAUCAGAUACUAUGGUGGUUCCCAAGCCAGGGACAAUAUUCGUAAAGUCGAAGUGUUUGCACUGGACUUCAGCACGAACCCUUAUGGACUCACUGAGAUCCACGGCUUUGGUAGCGACUGUGUCUUUGUUGGCUCAGGCGGCUGCAAAUCCUUUCCUGCCGGUCUGCAUGGUGGAGUUGAAGGUGACCUUAUCUACUUUGUUCCUGAUGAUUACAACCCUCAUGGUACAUUUGUGUACAACAUGAGAGAUGGUACGGUGAGACCCUUUGCUAUUGAGUCGUCACCUCGCAACAUUGGCGCACCAGAGGGCAACCUCGAUUUCCCGGUGUGGUUAUUUCCUUCAGAAUGAUGUGCUGCAGGAGCAAAUCUGAUCUGCUGGGUGGUUGGUGCUGCGGUUUGCUAUACUGUGAUGCAUGCUGUAUUGUAACUCCAUUUGUAGGACAAUUAUGUGUAUUUCGUUCCCAAAUUCGUGCCUAAAUGGUGAGCGAGCAAAAUUGUGAUAGAACUUUAUUUCUGCAAUGCCCAUAUGUCCCAAAUGCUCUACAUGCAAACAUUUAGUUUUCUCAUCUUAUGAUGUUUAUUUUUUCUCUUCUUUUUGUUGUUUUCCCGGACUGAAUAAGCGGCUGUUGUUUGCUACUGUACAUAUGAACCAUUGCCGGAACAUUCU
Phragmites australis (common reed) is the source of this 1809-nucleotide messenger RNA. RefSeq lists its product as uncharacterized. The transcript has 3 exons. Bases 295 to 1491 code for a protein of 398 amino acids. The record is from RefSeq and is a predicted model, not a curated record. NCBI's taxonomy places the organism in Eukaryota, Viridiplantae, Streptophyta, Magnoliopsida, Poales, Poaceae.